Sarcophilus harrisii (Tasmanian devil) is the source of this 1625-nucleotide messenger RNA. RefSeq names its product zinc finger protein 239-like. NCBI's taxonomy places the organism in Eukaryota, Metazoa, Chordata, Mammalia, Dasyuromorphia, Dasyuridae. Bases 621 to 1625 code for a protein of 334 amino acids. The record is from RefSeq and is a predicted model, not a curated record. Gene Ontology annotation, molecular function: DNA-binding transcription repressor activity, RNA polymerase II-specific. Gene Ontology annotation, biological process: negative regulation of transcription by RNA polymerase II. The transcript has 2 exons.
UUGGUUAUUGAGGAAAACCAGUCCCGAAAAGGAGAAAUGAGCAAGUGGCUGGAAAGAGUGAAACCAUGGAGUGAAUACAAAUCUACCUAAAGGUGAUGUGUGUGUGUGUGUGUGUGUGUAUUAAUACUUAUAACAUAUAUAAUAGGGAUUCUGAAUUUAAACAGCUCACCCAUACAUGCAUAGAUACAUAUAAUACAACAAUCCUCUCAUUUUACAGAUAAGCUGAGGCCCAGAAAAAUGAAUGCACGUGUUCAAGUUCACAUUUGUAGUAAACAACUGGACUUUGAAAGGAUCCCAAUCUUUCCUCUGCCUUAAAUUAUUCCGCAGGAUGACAGAAGAUCAGAGAGGUGCCAGUACUUAUAGGUGGUCCUAGAGGAACCCGGAAGUUCGCGGCGGCAGGGCACGCGGUCCCGCCUCUUCGGCCUGGUCACUUCCUGUCCAUUGUCUCAGCUGCGGCUUUCGCUGUCCUUGGUGUGCCCUGAGCUUCUGGGUCCCAGAGAAAGGCAAUAGACACCGCUAUCACGAAUCGCUGAGAGGUGGAAACCCAGCUGGGGGGCCACGGCCUGUUUAGAACUUCAGCAAAGAGAUAGUACAGAGAGCAUCUUGAAGAAGUUCCAGAAAUGAAAGAAUCUUCCAGUGGGUCUUUGGCAGAAUCUGACAUAGGUAUAACUCAGCGUCUGUCUCAUGACUGGGAUAGAGUUGAUGGUGAGACCAAAGAGCCCAAGUUGGAAGAACAAUUUAAGAUGCCACUGAUGGAAGGAAAAAUGGGUAAAUCCAACACCCCAACAAAUUUUCCUUUCCAACAAGGAAAAUUAAUUGGCCACGAGAGACCUGAAACAGAGGAAAAACCUUUUAAGUGCCUGGACUGUGGAAAAUGCUUUGGCAGAAACACUCAUCUCAGUCUCCAUCGGAGAACCCACACUGGUGAAAAGCCCUACAAAUGUGGGGAUUGUGGUCGUUGUUUCAGUGAUGGUUCUGCUCUUAUCCGCCAUCAGCGGAUACACACAGGUGAAAGGCCUUAUAAGUGUAUAGAGUGUGGAAAAUGCUUUGGCCGCAGCUCUCAUCUGGAGCUGCACCAGCGGACCCACCUUGGAGAAAAGCCCUACAAGUGCCCUGAGUGUGGGAAGGGAUUCCGGGAUAGCUCAGGGUUAGCCAGACACCACAGCAUCCAUACAGGUGCUAGUCCCUACAAAUGUGGUAUAUGUGACAAGAACUUUAAUGACAGCUCAGCCUUCAUCCGCCACCAGCGCAUCCAUACAGGUGAAAAGCCCUAUGUGUGUGUGGAGUGUGGCAAGAGUUUUAGUGACAGUUCCAACUUCCGUACACACCAGAAGUCUCAUUGGGAAGAAAAGCCCUUCAAGUGCACAGUUUGUGCAAAGAGCUAUGUGCGCAGGUCAGACCUGGUCAUACACCAGAGGACGCACACUGGUGAGAAGCCUUACCAGUGCAGUGACUGUGGCAAGAGCUUCAACCAGAGGUCUGGCCUCAUCAUCCACCAGACCACUCACACAGGAGAAAAACCCUUCAGCUGCAGCAAAUGUGCAAAGAGCUUUGGGCACCACUCCUACCUUCUGAAGCAUCAGAGGACUCAUUUUAGAGAGUUUUCAGAGAAAUCCCUAGAAUAA